AUGGCGUCCGAGGAACCUGCAGCAGCAGCAACCAGCAGCUCAGCUGUCCCAGACUCGACACCGGCUCCAGCAGCUCCAGCCCAAGAACCACCAGCACAGGGCUCAACGCCGGCAGAGACGCCGGCAGAAUCUUCGGCCGAUGCUUCGGCCCCGGCUAAGGCCCCAGUCAAGAAGACAGUCAGGAAAGCCGGCGCGAAGAACUACAGCACCGACCCGGCCCUGUACAUCUACACCUCCCUGACCGCCGGGAACAGGCACAUCAUCACAGCCACCUCGCGCCUCGAGACCAUCCUGCGCGCCAACCGCGUGCCCUUCAAGGCCAUCGACGUCGCCACCGAUGAGAAGGCGCGCAUGCUCUGGGGCCGCCGCGCAGGCAAGGCCGCCGACGGCCGGCCGCGGAAGCUGCCGGGGCUCGUGCAGACGGGCAUCGUGCUCGGCGACAUUGUCGAGAUCGAGGAGUGGAACGAGUACGGCGAGCUGAAGCAGCACGUCAAGAUCUACUACGACGAGUUCACCCAGCCCAAGAAGGGCGCCGUCGCCCCCGUGCCCAAGUACAAGCAGCCCGAGGACAAGACGCCCUACCCGCCCGCCAUGCUUAACCCACCGCCGCCCCCCGAGCGGGUCAAGAGUCCCGCGGAGCAGAACGCGAACAAGAUCGCCCAGGCCGUCAAGAACUCGUCCAACAACAAUACGGUAAAGGCCGCCACGAGGAGCGUCGCGGAGGAGGCGGCACAGAAGGCCAAGGAGACCGCGCAGAAGGCGAAGAAGGCCAAGCUGGAGGCGCUCAGGGAGAAGGUCCACGGCAAGAAGGCGGAGGCAGGCGGCGAGGAAGGGGAGGCGACCAAGGACGAGCAGGCCGCCGCAUCUCCCAGCACAGCGACCGGGGCGUCCGCAGAUCCCCCGACAAAGGAGAUGUCGCAGCUGUCCGUCGCGGCGUCCGCAUCGUCGUCCGCCACCGGCGCAGGCCUGCAGUCGCCCACCAGCGGCGCGUGGAAGAACAGCGGGGACGCAAGCCUGGGCGCGGCGCUGCACACGGUGCAGAGCCCUACGACGGCGACGUGGAAGGCGCCGGCGGAGGAGACGUUCGCGGGCGCCAGGGUGGAGAGUGCGAGCGCUGAGGAGAUCGAGAGAAUCGAGAACCGGGAGGCUAUUAAGGAGGAGCCUGAGCCGGAGGAGGACGCUGUAGCGGACCCGGCUGGUGAGGUCGAAAAGGAGGAGGUGGCGGAGGGAAGCAAGGCAUGA
Messenger RNA from Diaporthe citri, 1242 nucleotides. RefSeq lists its product as uncharacterized. Gene Ontology annotation, cellular component: cytoplasm. The transcript is spliced from 2 exons. NCBI's taxonomy places the organism in Eukaryota, Fungi, Ascomycota, Sordariomycetes, Diaporthales, Diaporthaceae. Bases 1 to 1242 code for a protein of 413 amino acids. The record is from RefSeq and is a predicted model, not a curated record.